CAAUGGCGUCACUCAUUCCAUCGGUGAGAUCCAUUGGAUGCUGCGAUCUGUGAGUUUGUAUGGCAGGGUCGAAGCGGUUAUCGUAGUCCGUGCGAGAGGGGGAGCUUCCGUUUGCUCGGAGGAGUGAAAAUUCUUCGAUUUCGAGUUCGUCGAUGGCUUCGUCCACGGAUGCGUGGUACUUGGCCCUGUUGGGCCUGGCCGAGAAUUUCCGGACUUCGACGCCGCCGAACAUUCGACUCUGCAUUCAGUGUCUUCAGGCUGUGUUCACGUUCAAGCCCCCGCCGAAGGUGGAGGCCCGGACGUAUCUGCAGCUGGGGAACAUUUUGUUGACGCACACGAAGAACAUUCAGAUUGCCAGGCAGAAUCUGGAGCAAGCCUGGACUCUCUCGCAGUCACUGGCAGGAUUCGACGACGUGAAGUUUGAAGCCGCCAGCCUGCUGGCAGGCCUUUACGAGCAACAGGGCCAGAUCGACUACGCCAAGCCCAUCCUUCGCAAGGCCAUCGAGAUCUCCCAGCAGGCCAUCUAUUGGCAUUGCCGACUUCUCUUCCAGCUCGCGCAAAUACACAUGAAAGAGCGAGAUUACCAGUCGGCAUUGGGCCUGUUGGAAGUGGGAGUUGAAUAUGCCAACUUCUCUGGGGCUGGGUAUACCAGGAUCCUCUUCAUGCUCAGCAAGGCUAUGCUGCUGAUCAUCGAAAGGCGACCGGACGAGGAGGUGAGGGGUCUCCUGGGUCAGGCGGGGGUACUCGUCGAAAACUGGAGCGGAAAUGCUCCCCAGAAGGAAUAUCUCAGGGUCUUCUAUCUCAUUCUUCAGGUCUGCCACUACCUGCUGCGCGGGCAUGUGAAGAGCCUGAAACCAUAUCUGAAGCAGUUGCACCAGAGCAUCCAGACGAUGUCGCAGCCGGAAUGGCUGGCCGACGAGGCGGAGCUGCUCGGCAGCAACGCGGGGGACAACUUCAUGUGGCUGCCCCGGGACCACCUCUGCGUCCUCGUCUAUCUCGUCACCGUGGCCCAUCACAUGCAGGCUGGGUACAUGGACAAGGCACAGAAGUAUGCUGAGAAGGGGCUCAUGCAAGUGGAGAAGCUCAAGAUUCUGGACACGCGUCCGAUCCUGACGACCUUCCACGUGAUGCUCCUCGAGCACCUGGUGAUGUGUCGGCUCGUGAUGGGGCACAAGGCGCUGGCGAUCCAGGAGACGCAUACCAUGGCCCAGCAACUCCUCUCCCACCCAGCCAUUGCAAACAAUCACAUGCCUCAGCUGCACACCAUCCUCGGGCUGUACGCCAUGGGCAUGAACUGCAUGGAAGAUGCCGAGGCCCAGUUCGUGAUAGCGCUGAGGACAUCUCGGAACCAGGAGCUGUGGACGUUUGUGAAUCUAAACCUGGGGAUCGUGUACCUGCGCGGGAAGCGGGAGCACGAGUUCCUCGCCCUCCAGUCACGCAUCGACCCGGAGCAGCUGCCGAGCAUGUCCGACAGCCUCCGAGCCGCCGCCUAUUACGUCCAGGGGCUCCGUGCCUUCUUUGCCAACCACCACCAGGAGGCCAAACGGUUCCUGAGGGAGACCCUGAAGAUGGCGAACACGGAGGACUUCAACCGUCUGAUGAGUAUCUCCCUUGUACUGCUGGGCCACAUAUUUCUAGCACAGGGGAACAGUCAGGAGAGCUUGAACAUGGUGACACCGGCCAUGCACCUCGCCUCCAAGAUCCCCGACGACCACGUCCAGCUCUGGGCCUCUGCCAUACUCAAAGAUCUCUACACGGUGUGCCAGAACCCGAACCGAGCGAUGGAAGCAUCGCAGAUGAUGUCCUCGUUCUCGUCGAAGCUCCUGCAGGACCAUAUCGAUGCAUCCAAGCUCCCUGAGCACUCCCUCAUCAAAUGGACAGAUGGGCCGUUCCCACUCUCUUCCGUGGCCCACGUACCUCCACCUUCCAACCCCCUCAUCUGAGGCUUCUCGGGUCAGAGAUUUUAUCGGUAUCGUCUUUUGUUAAAAGUUAUUUAUGAAUGGUGACCCAGUGUUUAUUUUAGGUCUGUGGUGGUUUUUUUAUUGUUUGUUUGGCAAUCAGGA
Darwinula stevensoni is the source of this 2063-nucleotide messenger RNA. Lineage: Eukaryota; Metazoa; Arthropoda; Ostracoda; Podocopida; Darwinulidae. The record is from the annotation of a GenBank genome assembly.